This is a messenger RNA of Sitodiplosis mosellana (orange wheat blossom midge), 726 nucleotides long. Its product is annotated as keratin, type I cytoskeletal 10-like. The record is from RefSeq and is a predicted model, not a curated record. The transcript is spliced from 3 exons. The coding region runs from base 316 to 726 and encodes 136 amino acids. NCBI's taxonomy places the organism in Eukaryota, Metazoa, Arthropoda, Insecta, Diptera, Cecidomyiidae.
GAGUAGUACAUUCACCAAACUACUCACUGAAGCAGCGUGCAGCUUUUAACUUUCCAACAUUUCACCCAAAUUUUCCGCACCGAAGCCAAACCCACACCACGGAUUUUGGAUUUAAACGGUUUUCCGUUUCAACUCUAUCUAAGAUUGUGUGCAAUUUGUUUUAAAUUCUAUUUCAUCAAAAGCAAAUCGAAUCGGAUUUUGUGCAGUUUUUGUCAUUUGAUUCUGUGUUCCUUUUCUGAGUGUGGUGAAACAGUUUAAAAGAAAUUAGUUCGUUUGUUAUAUAGUCAAGAAGUGAAAUAAAAAGAAGAAGUUGAAAUGGCAUCUGGUUUAGUAUUCACAGUUUUAUUGUCGAUAGCGACAUUAGGGCAGGCUGGCUACUCAAGCGGUGGAUAUGGCAAUACAUUCAGUAGCCACGGACAUGGUUUCUCCGGUUUUGGUGGCAAAGAACACGUGCACAUUCGCAUUCACAUUCCUGAAAUUGUACACAAUACACACAGUACAAAUGAAGUUCUCGUUGGACAUGGCGGCGGUGGUCAUGGGCACGGGCACGGGCAUGGUUAUAGUGGCUCUUCGUCAUCAAGUUUUCCCGCCGAACUAAUUGGGAACAUUAUUGGCAAUUCUGCGGUUCACAGCGGCGGUCACUAUGCUCCAUCACAUGGCGGUUAUUCACACGGCAGCAGCUUAAGCCCAGGUAAAACGGAAAGAAAAUUUCAAAUUAUCUUUUAA